AGUCAUGAUUACCUGAAAGCAGGGCGGAGCCACAAAGCGGAUGUGGUUGACCUGCCGAUGGAAGAUGACAGAUAUAAGAAGCUGCCAAUAGGAGCACAUGGGGCAGGUUCAGACAUGAUUUACACCAUUGAAGACGUCCCACCCUGGUACCUGUGUAUUCUACUGGGACUACAGCAUUACCUGACAUGCUUCAGUGGCACUGUGGCAGUGCCGUUUCUUCUGGCCGAGGCGAUGUGCGUCGGUCGAGACCAGAACACCAUCAGUCAGCUGGUCGGGACCAUUUUCACCACCGUCGGAAUCACAACGCUGAUCCAGACCACCGUGGGAGUCAGACUUCCUCUGUUUCAGGCGAGUGCGUUUGCAUUCCUGAUUCCUGCUCAGGCGAUUUUCAGUCUGGACCGUUGGAAGUGUCCCCCGGAGGAAGAGAUUUAUGGGAACUGGAGUCUUCCACUCAACACAUCACACGUGUGGCAGCCACGCAUCAGAGAG
Messenger RNA from Plectropomus leopardus (leopard coralgrouper), 489 nucleotides. NCBI's taxonomy places the organism in Eukaryota, Metazoa, Chordata, Actinopteri, Perciformes, Serranidae. The record is from RefSeq and is a predicted model, not a curated record.